AUGCAGGACUUAAAUACGCAAGCUGAUAAUGGUGAGCUAACUUUUCACCCGAGGCUCAUCACACGGUCCACGUUCCAAAAACUACUCUCUUGUUAUCCAACGACAGUCGAGCGGGUACACCAACACAGGAUAGAGCAGAAGCUGCAGCCAAAGAAAAGCAAGAAGAAGGGCGCAUCAGUGCAGGGCUUGGAAUCUGUCAAGACAGAUUUUAGUAAGGAGGAGCAGUCACAGAUCCGCGAUGAGGUGAAUAGAGUUCUUGAUUUGGAUGAGUGGCGGUAUGAGAAGAUGCCCGCGGCGAUCUUGGAAAGGAGAGCCGCAAAUGAAGAGGAAGAGAAAAUGGAAGACUCUGAACUUUUGACUAAAGACGAGUUGGUAAACAUCGUGGAGUGGAAGCUGGCUUGGGUGUGUGGUAUACCAUUGAAAGAAGUUACAUUGCUAAUACAAGUGCUAUGGAUUAGGAAACAUGGCAAAUACCGGCCUGCUCUCAAGGGUAUGGUCAAGAAGAACACGGAAAGCUUGGUAUCAAAAUGUGUUGAGGCAGCUAUAGCCGCUUUGCCGACGACAACUGAAUUUCCAACGGCUAGCAUGGAUGCUAUACUGCCCCUUCACGGUAUUGGCCCUGCUACUGCAUCUCUGAUUCUAUCAAUCGCCACUGCGGCGGGUGAGGUCAAAGGUCAAAUUCCUUUCUACAGCGACGACCUCUUCUAUUGGGUAUGUAUGCAUCAAUAUCCAGGUAUGGAAAAUGAAGGGAGCAGUGAAGAGUCUGCUCCGCUAGAGACGUCGUCUAAGAAAGCUGCUUUGAAGCCGAAUGGGGAAUUGAAUGUGAAAUAUACCUUGGCAGAGUAUCAACUGCUAUGGCUUGCAUCACUGGAAUUAAACGUUCAUCUGAAUCAUCCAGAAAACAAGGGUUCCCCAGAGUUGCCUGUUUUUUCGCAUGUUGAUGCUGAAAAAGUUGCUUAUGUUCUGCGCCAUUUGGAUGUUUCUGGGUUCUACCCUGAGCAUGAGUCGGCGCAGGAUCAGGGAGAAUCAGCAUCUGAUUGUAAGAUGGAAGGGUCUAAGAGAAAGGCCUUUGAUGAGGAGGAAAAACCGUUGAAGAGAUCUAAACGGAAGCGAGAGGGUUUGAGGAAUAACUAG
Molecule: messenger RNA, 1134 nt
Organism: Penicillium taxi
Lineage: Eukaryota; Fungi; Ascomycota; Eurotiomycetes; Eurotiales; Aspergillaceae
Exons: 2
Coding region: 1-1134 (377 amino acids)
Source: RefSeq, a predicted model, not a curated record